Messenger RNA from Lipotes vexillifer (Yangtze River dolphin), 786 nucleotides. It is a transcript of the gene AQP5, whose product is annotated as aquaporin 5. The transcript has 5 exons. Lineage: Eukaryota; Metazoa; Chordata; Mammalia; Artiodactyla; Lipotidae. Gene Ontology annotation, molecular function: water channel activity. Gene Ontology annotation, cellular component: apical plasma membrane; plasma membrane. Gene Ontology annotation, biological process: carbon dioxide transport; transmembrane transport; water transport. Bases 1 to 786 code for a protein of 261 amino acids. The record is from RefSeq and is a predicted model, not a curated record.
AUGAGGCAGGAGGUGUGCUCCGCGGCCUUUCUCAAGGCAGUGUUCGCAGAGUUCCUGGCCACCCUCAUCCUCGUCUUCUUCGGCCUCAGCUCGGCCCUCAGGUGGCCGUCGGCGCUACCCACCAUCCUGCAGAUCUCGCUGGCCUUCGGCCUGGCCAUAGGCACCAUGGCCCAGGCCCUGGGGCCCGUGAGCGGUGGCCACAUGAACCCCGCCAUCACGCUGGCCCUCCUACUGGGCAACCAGAUCUCCCUGCUCCGGGCAGCCUUCUACAUGGUGGCCCAGCUGGUGGGCGCCAUUGCCGGGGCUGGCAUCCUCUAUGCGGUGGCACCACAAGAUGCCCGAGGCAAUCUGGCCGUCAACGCGCUCAGCAACAACACAACUCCGGGCCAGGCCGUCGUGGUGGAAAUGCUUCUGACCUUCCAGCUGGCGCUCUGUAUCUUCUCCUCCACCGACUCCCGCCGCAUCAGCCCUGUGGGCUCCCCAGCCCUGUCUAUUGGCUUGUCCGUCACCCUGGGCCACCUAGUGGGGAUCUACUACACGGGCUGCUCCAUGAACCCGGCCCGCUCUCUCGGCCCCGCGGUGAUCACAAAGCAGUUCAGCCCCUCGCACUGGGUGUUCUGGGUGGGGCCCAUCAUGGGGGCUGCCUUGGCCUCUAUCCUCUACUUCUACCUGUUCUCCCCCAACUCCCUGAGCCUGAGUGAGCGUGUGGCCAUCAUCAGGGGUGCGUCUGAGCCCGAGGAGGACGGAGAGGAGCGGAGGAAGACCAUGGAGCUCACUGCCCAGUGA